Messenger RNA from Eruca vesicaria subsp. sativa (arugula), 1685 nucleotides. The record is from the annotation of a GenBank genome assembly. Lineage: Eukaryota; Viridiplantae; Streptophyta; Magnoliopsida; Brassicales; Brassicaceae.
ACCCCUUAACUCAUCUCACCAACAAUGUCUUCCUCUUCUUCAUCGAUGAAUCAAUCCAACGAGAAUCCAAUUCCUCGCCCGAACCGAACCAAGACUCGAGCCCCCCCACUCCGACGUAAUCCUCUCGGAGAAAUCACAAACCAGAAGACCGGAUCUGGAAUCUCCGCUCCGUCUUCGAUUCUCGUGCAUUGUUCCAAUAAGACCAGCCAAUCAAAGAAACCUCUUCAUCAGCCAAAAACUCGAGCAGCCCCACUCGGCGACGUCGUAAACCGCCGUAAUCCUCUCGGAGAUAUCAGAAACCAGAAGACCGGAUCUAGAAUCUCCGCUCCCUCGUCUACUCUCGUGAAUUGUUCCAAAAAGAAAGAAACAAAACCUCCCAAGCCAAUCGCGAAAUCAAAUCCUAACGAAGGCAUCGAAUUGCGUAAUGCUUCUUCACAAGGAUCAACAUCCGAAGAGUCAGAUUUGGGGGAAGAUGAGGUUGAAGAUAUUGAUAGUAACCUUGUGGAUCCACAGCUUUGUGGUGUCUUUGCUUCCGAUAUCUACGAGCAUUUGCGUUUAUCUGAGCUAAAGAAAAGGCCUGCUUUUGACUACAUGGAGAGAGUUCAGUCUAACAUCAAUCCUACUAUGCGUACUAUCCUCAUUGAUUGGCUCGUCGAGGUUGCUGAAGAGUAUAGGCUUUUGCCUGAGACGUUGUAUAUGGCAGUGAACUGUAUAGACCGGUAUCUUUCAGGGAAUGUAAUUAGCAGGCAAAAACUGCAGUUACUUGGUGUUACGUGCAUGAUGAUUGCAGCAAAAUACCAAGAAGUGUGUGUGCCCUUUGUGGAGAGUUUCUGUUACAUCACUGAUAACACAUACACAAGAAACGAGCUUCUGGAGAUGGAGUCUUCUGUUCUGGAUUUCUUGAAGUUCGAGUUAUCAACUCCAACCGCGAAAUGUUUCCUAAGGCGCUUUAUUCGUGCUGCUCAAGGCAAAACAGAGGUCCCAUCAAUCCUGUUUGAGUCACUAGCAUGCUAUCUCAGCGAAUUAUCUCUGUUAGAUUACGCUAUGCUUCGCUACGCUCCAUCACUUGUCGCAGCCUCUGCUGUUUUCUUGGCACAAUACAUAUUACACCCUUCAAGUAAACCAUGGAGCUCUACGUUAGAGCAUUACACGUCGUACAGGGCUAAACAUUUGGAAGCAUGUGUUAAGAAUCUUCUUCAGUUAUGUCAUGAGAGUCCCUUAUCCGAUGUUGUUGCAGUCAGAGAGAAGUACAGUCAACACAAAUACAAGUUUGCAGCAAAGAAGUUUUGCCCCACCUCAUUGCCACAAGAGCUCUUCCUCUGAUUUGGGUUUCUUGGUGCUUCCUUUUUGUUUUUCCUCGUCUUGUUGUUGAUAGAAACUCAUUGGUUGGUCAGACCAAUGUUUUCUUACUGAAAGCUUGCUCAAUGCUUUGACGUGUCAUUUACAGAAACACGAGACGGACCUUAAGAUUAAGGCACGUGGCUUUUGAUUGUGGUUAAGUGUCGUUGGAUUUGUGAUCAGUGUCCAUUUGAAUUUUAACUGAUUUGCCAUUUAGACACAAACCCAUUUCUCAGGAACCAGUUUAUGCUUUCUUAAGAUUUUUAAAAAGUUAGAUGAUUAGUAUCGAUUUGAAGUCUUGGAAGCAGAAAAAAAUGAUUCAAAUAAGCUCAGACGAAGUAAACCAG